GCGGCUGUGCUGAAGCCCCGCGUCCGCAGCAGGGAGGCGGCAGGCAGGAGAGGUUUGCUCCGGGCUGGAGGAGCUUUAUGACGAGGCUUUAGACACAGAAACCAGACAGACUCCGGCUGGAAAAAACACACGGCAGCUGUAUCAGCACCACAGAAAACUUUCCUGAAGAGACACGACAGAAAUCCACCGUGUUUUUGACUCUUCAAAAUCUCAACCGGAGGACAUAAACCCUACAGGUUCCAGGAGGACGUGGAAAAAGCCCAGAGGAAGUCAAGGAUAAAAGGCUGAAGGAAGUAAGUCAAACCAGGAGAAAAGAUGAAGCGUUCAAAGUACUCACCGCCUGACCCGAUCAAGGCAGCGGUGCUGCUGUUCUACACUCCUCCAGUUGAUCCUGAUCCUACAUCCUUCCUCCAUGUGUUGUUGCAGCCUGGAAACGUUGUGAUCAGUGACGUGCAGAACAAAAGGAGAAAAAGAAAGGCAGAUGAGAUGUACAUAGAGACACCAAUACACUGUAAACUCCAGCCAAAUCAGGAGUACACACUGUCCACGUUUCCUGAGGAUGAAUCAGUUCUAAUACAACCAAAGAAGGCAGAAUUUUACAAUGAAAUCUUUGAUAACUACUUCGCUACUUUUGAAGUGACUUUAGAACAAAUCAGGAGAAAUAUUCAUCUGUCUCUCACAGACAGUAACAGCUCCCUGUGUGUAUGGGAAGGGCAAAUUGAUCUUCCAUCAGCUGCCAUAAGGAAGCCCCAGGGUCAGAGUGCUGUGGGUCUCCGUCCCGACAUGAGUUUGCUCUCUAUACGGAGCAGCUUCAUCAGUGGGGUCUCAGGACCUGUGCUCCAAAGUCUGCUGGACGGGCUUUUAGAGAAAUGGGUGAUAAAUGACUCUGAGCGGGAGGCAGCACAUGGGAUGCAGAACAGAGCAGACAAGGCUUGUUUUGUCAUUGACAUGGUGUGGAGGAAAGGGGAAGCUGCUCGUUCAGAGAUGAUAGCGCUCCUCUGUGACAUCGACCCUUUUUUCUGUCGACAUCUUGGAAUGAGGAGCGAUAAAGAUGAAAUGAUGAUUGAGAAGGUCACAGCUAGCCCCCCCUCAGCCACAGACACUAUGCCAGCUUCUUUUCUCCCCCCCUCCCAGGGAAGUGGAGAAUCCAGCGCCUUGUCUCCUUCUCGCAGCAUGCCCUCACUGAGUGAAACUCCCUCCACAAGGAACAGGAAACGUACACAACAGAAGCGAUCUCAGAGUUUACCUGAUGUCACAUCACAGGACAGCUUUGAGAGGUUCACGCCUGAGAUCUCUGAUGAUGGAAACAGUGAAAUCUACAGGUUCCUGUGCACCAGUCCAGGCCUGUACCAGUGCAGUGUGACAGGCCUGGUGUUUAACAUGAAGGGAGAAGGGGAUGUGACUUACAGGAUCGUCCACUGGGACUGGAGGCUGCUCGCCCAGCGUCACAAGAAGCCUGCAGGACCGCUGUUUGACAUCACAUGCCAGCAGCAGUCUGUCUGCCAGCUUCAUCUCCCACAUUGUGAGAUCAGAUCUACAGGUGCACGUCAGUUCUUGUCAGUGGCUCAUGUGACCGACGAGGGCACCGAGUUCAUUCCUCCACAUGAGAUAACAGAAACUCAUGUUGUUAUCAACAUCACUGGAUUUUCUAAGUAUGGUAAUGUCAAGGAAGAAGACUCACCGCCCGAUCCGAUUGAGGCGGCGGUGCUGCUGUUCUACAUUCCUCCAGUUGAUCCUAGUCCCAUAUCCCUCGUUAAUGUGUUGUUGCUGCCAGGAAACGUUGUGCUUAGGAACGUGCAGAACCAACGGGAGAAAAGAAAUGCACGUGAGAGAUACAUAGAUGUGCCCUCAGAGUGUCAGCUCUACCCAAAGCAGAAGUACGUGCUGUCAGCCUCUCGCAAAGAUACAUCAAUUCGAAUACAACCAAAGAAGGCAAAAUUUAAAAUUGAAAACUACCAUAAUUUCUCGACCACAUUCCAAGUCAUUCUGAAAGACAAGAUGGAAAGUAUUAAACUGCUUCUGAGAAAUCGUGACAGUUCCCACUGUGUAUGGAGAAAGCGGGUUUAUCCUUCAUUAGCUGCUGUCAGAAGACCCCAGGUUCAGGGAGGUCAGGAUCUCACCUCUGUUGAGAUUUUGCGCUCUGUAUGGGAGCCCUUCAUCAACAGGGUAUCAGGACCUAUGCUCAAAAGUCUGUUGGACAGGCUUCAUCACAACGGGGCGAUCAGUAAGUCCGAGAGGGAGGCAGCAGAUGUGAAGCAAAACAAAACAGAAAUGGCCAGAUAUUGUAUCAACACAGUGAUGAGCAAAGGGGAGCGUGCUAGUUCAGAGAUUAUCACAUUUCUCUGUGAGGAAGACAAGUACCUCUCUGAAACCCUUGGGUUGAUGUGAAAACACAACUAACCAAAUAGUGAUCAAGAUAAAAUGAUAAAUGAAGAACUCACCAUUUAAACUCAAUGGCUGCCCAAAACUUCUCUUGUGCCAUAAUGUGAACAUAUCCUAAUGACCAUAAAAUUGAGACUGACCAAAGAAUAAAAAUGGGACGAGGUGUCGGUGUUCCUCAGCACCCAAACUACUGUCAGCACUUCUCCCCUCAGAUAUUCAGCUUGUGAGCGUGUCUGUCCAAAGCACCUUGAUUUCUCAUAGAGGAAACACCGUGAACUCACAGUGGACCCAACCUUGGCUCAUAAUUUGGGUUCUUGUGUCCAGCCUGUGGACUGUAAAAAAAAA
Messenger RNA from Myripristis murdjan (pinecone soldierfish), 2727 nucleotides. RefSeq lists its product as uncharacterized. The transcript is spliced from 2 exons. Gene Ontology annotation, biological process: regulation of apoptotic process. The record is from RefSeq and is a predicted model, not a curated record. The coding region runs from base 316 to 2388 and encodes 690 amino acids. Lineage: Eukaryota; Metazoa; Chordata; Actinopteri; Holocentriformes; Holocentridae.